CGCACCCGGCCUGCGCGCCAACGUUCCGCUAAGCCGCUCGCCAACCGGAAGUAGCCGGGCCCUUGACGAGAGGACCGGGCAGAGCGGAAGUCACUCCGUGAGGCAGUGGCGACAGCGGCGGCGAGAGGAUGAACAACAAGUUCGACGCCUUAAAAGAUGAUGACAGUGGAGACCAUGAUCAGAAUGAAGAAAACAGCACACAGAAAGAUGGUGAGAAGGAAAAAACAGAACGAGACAAGAGCCAGAGCAGCGGCAAGAGGAAGGCUGUUGUCCCUGGACCAGCAGAACAUCCCCUGCAGUACAACUACACCUUUUGGUACUCGAGGAGAACCCCCGGCCGUCCCACCAGCUCACAGAGCUACGAGCAGAACAUCAAGCAGAUUGGCACCUUUGCCUCUGUGGAGCAGUUCUGGAAGUUUUACAGCCACAUGGUACGUCCUGGGGACCUGACAGGCCACAGUGACUUUCAUCUCUUCAAAGAAGGAAUUAAACCUAUGUGGGAGGACGAUGCAAACAAAAACGGUGGCAAGUGGAUCAUUCGACUUCGGAAGGGCUUAGCAUCCCGCUGCUGGGAGAAUCUCAUCCUGGCCAUGUUGGGGGAGCAGUUCAUGGUUGGGGAGGAGAUCUGCGGGGCUGUGGUCUCUGUCCGCUUUCAGGAGGACAUUAUUUCUAUAUGGAAUAAGACUGCCAGCGACCAAGCAACCACAGCCCGAAUCCGGGAUACUCUUCGGCGCGUGCUUAACCUACCUCCCAACACCAUUAUGGAAUACAAAACUCACACCGACAGCAUCAAGGCCUGGGAGGAGUUUCAUGGCCUGGUGAACAGCAGCGGCCGCUGAUCGGACGCUCCCCCUCUGUCUGUCACACUCAGGGGACAAUUCAAGCUUUCGAAAUACAAAAAUCACAUUGUGAAAGUGCACAAGCUGGCAAUAAUCCUUUUCUGUUUGUGUGUCUGUCUGAAAUGGAUGCGAGGCUCAGGCAGUCCUUCUAUCUGCUCACUGAAGGGGUGUACCUGAGCCAUGUGCUCCCCUUCUGCACUCGUUCCUGGAAGACGGACUCUGCUAGACACCUUCCAGCACUGCUGACUUUUAAAGCAGGAAACAUGGGGAAACUGACUUUAUAAUAGACAGACACUUUCUAAUGGGGCUCUGUGCAGGAGUGCAGCUGUUUCCUUGUUGUGUGCUAUCCAGAUGCCUCUUGGCAUCCUGCUGUACUCUCCUGCUGUGCAGAGGACUUGAUUACCGACCACAUGUAUGUGCCCGUGCUGGGUCCCAGCUGAGCGUUAUCAGUGUUAUGAAUGCUUGCACAUCCAGGGGCAGCCUCUGCUUAGAGUUGAAGAGAACCGAAUGCCUCUUCCAGCUCUGCUUUAAGUUACUGUGUGUUUCUCUCCCCCACGCCCACCACUCUGAACAUGUUAGGAUGUGA
Molecule: messenger RNA, 1425 nt
Organism: Peromyscus maniculatus bairdii (prairie deer mouse)
Lineage: Eukaryota; Metazoa; Chordata; Mammalia; Rodentia; Cricetidae
Gene: Eif4e2
Product: eukaryotic translation initiation factor 4E family member 2
Biological process (GO): translational initiation
Cellular component (GO): eukaryotic translation initiation factor 4F complex; cytoplasm
Molecular function (GO): RNA 7-methylguanosine cap binding; translation initiation factor activity
Source: RefSeq, a predicted model, not a curated record